UCUCUGUCAAGCCUGAAUUUAAAUUAAACCAGUGCCGCGAUGGUGAAGUGGACCGAUGGGGAGCGCGCGGUCAUCAGCAGCAUCUUUGCGCCACUGGACCACGAGGACGUCGGCCUUAAUUAAGGCUCUGAGCAGGUACGAAAUACUCUGAUUUGUUAAGUUAUUAACACACUCAUAGGGACACUGUCAACCCAACGGAAUCCUUCCGACAUCCUGUUCUCACCCUACAGGUGUCUGAUCGAUACCCGUGCUAAAGUACUGCACGGUUUGGACCGGGCCCUGAAGAACAUUGACAACACCAAGGCCGCUUAAACCGAACUGAGCAUCCGGCACUCGGAGGAGCUGCACUUCAGGGUGCUCUCUGACUGCCUGACCAUUGUCGUCGCCACCCAAAUGGGAGGCUCCUUUACACCAGAAACGCAGUUCGCCUUCCAGACGUCACUGGCCGUGGUGGUGUCCAUAGCUCUGGGAAAGCAUGUACCACUAAACCCAGCGGCAGAUUCCGCACCUGGACACCACGAAGGAGAUCUGACGUCAUGGUUAUACGGCCAUGGUCUCCUCAAUAAUGAAACAGAGUCAAGCUGAAGCAACGUUUAAUUGUUGUCCCUCUGUCUUUUAUUUCGGACGUGCGUAAUUACGCAAAACCACAGCGAGGGUUGGCACCGAUUGAGCAGAAGAUUUUCUAUUUUCAGAAUAGAAAAUUCAACAUAGUAUUCAAACAAAAUAAAUACACACAUCGGGUUAAUGAUUCAACUCAGUUUAUUUAAUGAUGAAUAAAGAUAUGCUCAGUAAAGCUAUAAUGCAUGCUUUAAUGCAUGCAUUACUGCGGGAUGUAUCAAAUAACAUAUGAAGUCACCAUCCGGCUUUAUGUGAUUAUUUGACAAUUAUCGAUUAAGGAAUGUUACUUUGUACAUUAAUUGAUAUGCAUAUACUAAAUUAGCAGUUACAUAAUGUUUGCACUUGCUCAGCCUUUCUGAAAACAGAACAUCUCAUAUAAAAAUGAAGCUCUUUUUGAUCAAACUGCUCAUCAGAUGCAAACACUUCCAUAAAAACGUCACAAAGGGUCCUCUUGGAUCCACCUAUGGGACAUAAAAUAUGAGUGACUUAUAAUUUAUUUAAAAAGCAAGAAAAAGGUAUAGUGGUUAAAUAGAUUACCUAAUUAUCUAACCCCAAACACUAUUUUAAUCUUAAAGGUUUGGAAAUGUUUCUCCGUAAAUGAUGCAAUAAUUCUUUAGAUUGUCAACUUUUCUUAGUUGAAAAACUAAGAAAAAAAACUACAAAAGUUUUCUAAAGUUAGCCAUGUGGCACAAAUUCAUGCUGUUUUCUUCAGCCCCAAGGACAGCUCCGUAUUUACUGAAGCAGCUCGGUAUUCUUUUUCGUUUUAAAGGUGAAACCAUUUGGACCAUGACUACUGUCAUUACCUGAUUAAUUAAUACUAUAUAUAUUUAAUAUGUUCAUUUACCUCACACCUUUCAACAAUGGCUACUUGAUUGGCAGCUUUCUCAUUGUUUUAUAAUUGGACAUAUUACUUCUGUUAUAUUUUUCCGAUUUUCAAAGACUGUUACAACUUAAGAAAGAAAUGGUAAACAAAAUCUGUAAUUAUUACUCAAAAGUAAUUUUUGCCCCAAUUUUCAAAAACAUUGCCCGAGUUGAAAAAUGCAAAGGCAUUUACACAUGUUCUAUAAGUAAAUAGACAUGCCAGACAUUUUUACAUAUAUAAGUUCAUUGUUGUAAUAAGGAUACCAACAUUACAAUAAAUAAAUAUAGGUGAACUGA
Cyclopterus lumpus (lumpfish) is the source of this 1776-nucleotide messenger RNA. Its product is annotated as hemoglobin subunit beta-1-like. Gene Ontology annotation, molecular function: peroxidase activity; oxygen binding; oxygen carrier activity. Gene Ontology annotation, biological process: hydrogen peroxide catabolic process. Lineage: Eukaryota; Metazoa; Chordata; Actinopteri; Perciformes; Cyclopteridae. Gene Ontology annotation, cellular component: hemoglobin complex; haptoglobin-hemoglobin complex; blood microparticle. The record is from RefSeq and is a predicted model, not a curated record.